CUAGCCCGCCUGCCUCGCCCGGGAGAGCCAUGGUCCUGCCGCGCCGCGUGGCGCUGCCGGUGUUGUUCGCGCUGGCGGCUGUGGGGUGCCCGCGGGUCGCCUGGUCGCUGGUGUGGUACUCGGCUUGGGUGAGCACGGUGUACACGGAGCCCGGCACCAACCGCACGGUGCGGAGCAGCUCCGAGAGCGGCCACUACGGAGACGGCUCGCCCAAGGCGAGCGCGCAAGGCCUAGUGGGCAUCCCUCGGGGCGUGACCGACCGUCACAUGGAAGGCUGCGACCCGGACGCCGGGUAUGACAUCCCCAGGCCGCCGGGGCCCGCGGGAGAAAGAGCGGCGGGGGUGCCGGCGCCGCCACCUCCGUCCUGGAUUGCCUUGGUAGCCCACGGGGGCUGCAACGUGAAGGACAAAAUCACCAACGCGGCGAGGAAGAGGGCGGCUGCCGUCGUGGUCUAUAACGAGCCCCGGUUCGGCAACUCCACCCUCACGAUGUCGUACCUCGGUACUGGCAAUACAGUUGUCAUUAUGGUUGGGUAUCCAAAAGGAAUGGAAAUCUUGGAGCCGGUGCGAAGAGGGAUUCCAGUGAAAAUGACUAUUGGUUUUGGUAAACAAUAUGUACAAGAAUAUAUCAAAGGACAGUCAGUUGUGUUUGUAGCGAUUGCAUUUAUCACCAUGAUGAUUAUAUCUUUAGCAUGGCUUAUAUUUUUUUAUAUACAACGUUUUCUCUAUACUGGAUCACAGUUUAGAAACCAGGGCCACAGAGAAGAAACCAUGAAAGCAAUUAGCCAGUUGCCAGUGCAUAUUGUAAAGUAUGAAGAUAAGGGUUUGGAUGUCGAUGCAGAGAAUUGUGCUAUUUGCAUUGAAAACUAUAAACCAAAAGAUACGGUUCGAAUCCUGCCUUGCAAACAUGUCUUCCAUAGGCAUUGCGUUGAUCCGUGGCUGCUGGAACACAGAACAUGUCCAAUGUGUAAACUAGAUGUCAUCAAAGCUCUGGGAUAUUGGGGAGAACCUAAAGAUGUACUUGAAGUUGCAGUGCCUGAAUCAAUAAGUGGUAGCAUGUCGGCUGGGAGUUGGAGCAUUACUGUACAAGAAGAUGACAGAAAUGAAACAAGUGACUUAUCAGCAUCUUCUACUAAUGAAUCUGCAUUAAAUAGUAACAGUUUAAAACAGGAUGCAGGUGAAACAACAGCCUUGCUUGAAAUUGAUGGCAGAGAUAGUCGACAUGAAGAAUGCCUGCCUAGUGGAAACACUUAAUAAAAACCUGACAGAUUUGAACUGAGAGCUCAAGAUCCAUUUUAUUUAAGUGGUAUGGACUUGUGUCUAGCCUAAGAAAUGUAUUACUUUUCUAACAUGUUUCAAAAGGGCUAAUAACUGAGAAUUUUGUAAUACUCUUAUCCUAUAUAAAUACAGUAACUGUGUUUUUUGUCAAGGAAUGAGAGCUGCACAAAUUCACAGGAAAAAGACCCCAAAGGAAAAUAUCCAUAGGUGCUGUAGAAAGCUGACUUAUUUUGUUAAGUUUACCUGGCACAUCAUUUUCCAGCCGGCUGUUCCUUCCCCAAAACCUGUUUUGCCAGACCCUUAGUUGUGGGGACAAAAAACCAAGUGAAGGAAAGGAACCUGUUUUCAAAGAAAAAUCUCUACAGAAAAACGAACAAGUCUGAAACGUAUUUGCCAGAUUGCUGUUACAUAGGUCAAUCCUGAGAGAAGUACGAAAAACAGGUGAACAAAUAAAUGUCAGUUAUAUUACAUGUAGCAUGUAUGUAACACCGAUUUUUAUUCUUUUAAAAUAUGGUGUAUUGAGUGCAUAGCAUAGACCUGAAGAACAUCAGAGUAUUCCUGCGGUUCUGAAAGCUUUUGCCACACACUUGCUGGGGGUUGGGGGAGGACUUUUAACUUGCCUUUUUUUAAAAAAGUCAGUAACUUAUGUUGUGCUACACAAUUGUGUUUCGUGGUUGAAAUUAGCAAGCAAAGUACUACUGUCCAGGACAGUGCAAAAGAGCAAAUUUCAACUAUGAAAAGCAAUAGCAAUUGUUAUGUAUGUUGUGCAUGUAAUUUUCUGUUAACUUAGAUUAUUUCUCUGAAUUUUUCUCUAUCCUAAUUUAUUACUGGGAUGCUUGUAAAGUCAAACAUUCUUUACUGUUUCUCUUAUACAAAAGAUUGUUAGAUGUUCCCUGUUAGAAGUUUUGUCUGCGAUAGUCAUUAAUUUAUUACUGUGCUAAAUUAGCAGUAUUGUGCCUUUAUAGAAUAGUUAAAAAGCACUAAGCCUGAAGUGUUUGAUACUAAAUAGAUACCACUGCACUGUUUAAAAUGAGAUGAACUGUGUAUUAAUAGUUUUACUAAAUGCUGAAAUAACUUUUUAGGAGUCUACUACUGUUAUAAACAAAUGCUUGGAUUGCUGUCUCCCAAUUUGUAAGUAAAAUUUUACACCUU
Elgaria multicarinata webbii is the source of this 2429-nucleotide messenger RNA. It is a transcript of the gene RNF149, whose product is annotated as ring finger protein 149. Lineage: Eukaryota; Metazoa; Chordata; Lepidosauria; Squamata; Anguidae. The transcript is spliced from 7 exons. The record is from RefSeq and is a predicted model, not a curated record. The coding region runs from base 30 to 1253 and encodes 407 amino acids.